This is a messenger RNA of Lethenteron reissneri (Far Eastern brook lamprey), 951 nucleotides long. RefSeq names its product zinc finger CCHC-type containing 10 (gene ZCCHC10). Lineage: Eukaryota; Metazoa; Chordata; Hyperoartia; Petromyzontiformes; Petromyzontidae. Gene Ontology annotation, molecular function: zinc ion binding; nucleic acid binding. The record is from RefSeq and is a predicted model, not a curated record.
UAUUACCGCGUAUUUAAAAAAAAAAUCGGAUGUAAACGUGAGCACCCGGAAUAACAAGAGGGUUGUCAGGACCACUUCCGGGAGCACGCACUACAACAAGAUGGCGACCCCUAUGCACAGGCUUCUUGCUCGCAGGAAAGCGGAUGCAGACAAAGAAACCGUGCGGUGUCAGAAGUGCCUAGAGCUGGGCCACUGGACAUAUGAGUGUUCGAGCACACGUGCCUACAAGCAGCGACCCACACGAACCGCUCUGCUCCAAAAGCAGCUGAAGGAGCUUUCACAAAGGCCAGCUCUGCCCGUGCCACCUCCACCCAGCACUGUCGUGGAGGAAAAGAUAAAAAAGGCAAAGUCGAAGACAAAGUCAAAGAAACGGGCUCACAGUGUCAGCAGCAGCAGUGACAGCAGCAGCAGCGACAGCAGCAGUAGCAGCGACAGUGACAGCAGCUCAUCGAGUGACGAUGACGACACCUCAUCUUCAUCAUCGUCAUCCUCGUCAUCAUCUUCUUCCUUGGACUCGGAUAGCGAGGACUCGUCAUCAGAUUCAGACUCGUCAUCCUCCGAUUUGUCAUCCUCAUCAUCCUCAUCGUCGGACAGCUCAUCCGAUGAGGGGGGAAAGGAUGAGGACCCACCAGCCAAGAAACGGAGGCGCAAGAAACGGGAAUGAUGUGGUACACAGGACACACACGGCGCAUACACGCGCAAUACAUGAAUACAUUACUCAUGCAGUAUAAGCAGAGCACCUACAUAACGCAGAGACCACGCAGUAAACAUUACACAGGGGACACAUUGUACAUGCAUUGUACACAAAUACAUUUGCAUGCUACACUAAGCGUGCACAUGACAUGCUGUAGACACUGCACAAAGUACACACAAUGUGUACUGUUCACAUGGUGUGUGUUAGGCAUGAAACAAUUUGCGCUCACGAUUCAAUAAAUGGUGAUGAUACGUUUC